This is a messenger RNA of Solanum lycopersicum (tomato), 1619 nucleotides long. Its product is annotated as probable protein S-acyltransferase 7. Gene Ontology annotation, biological process: peptidyl-L-cysteine S-palmitoylation; protein targeting to membrane. Gene Ontology annotation, cellular component: Golgi apparatus; endoplasmic reticulum. The record is from RefSeq and is a predicted model, not a curated record. Gene Ontology annotation, molecular function: protein-cysteine S-palmitoyltransferase activity. Lineage: Eukaryota; Viridiplantae; Streptophyta; Magnoliopsida; Solanales; Solanaceae.
AAAAGCCGCCUUUUUUCAUUUCCCUUUUUUGCUUUCUUUUCAUUUGACCUUUUCCCGAUUCAUUUUGUACAGCUUUUUUUUUCUUCCCCAAUAUUUUUUCUUGUUACAGAGACCAAAAAAAAGACAUGAAUGGAGUCGCUCCGCCGAGGAGUACGGGUUCCGAUGGUGGCGCAGUUGAAAAUACGUCGUUUCUACGGAUGUACCAGACCUGGAAAGGCAGUAAUAAAUUUUGUGUUCAAGGAAGGUUCAUAUUUGGGCCUGAUGUGAGAUCACUCUUUAUGACUAUCUUCCUUAUAGUUGCCCCAGUUGCUGUGUUUUGUGUAUUUGUUGCAAGGAAACUUGUAGAUGACUUUGCUGGUCAUUGGGGGUGGUCUAUCAUGGUCGUAGCUGUUGUUUUUACAGUAUAUGUUUUAGUCCUGCUUCUACUGACAUCUGCAAGAGAUCCUGGUAUUAUUCCUCGCAAUCCUCAUCCUCCAGAGCUAGAGAACUUUGAAGGAAGUAUUCAAAGUGGACCUGGUCAAACUCCACAAUUACGUUUGCCCCGCGUCAAGGACGUGAACGUCAAUGGAAUAACUGUAAAAGUCAAAUAUUGUGAUACCUGUAUGCUAUAUAGGCCUCCGCGCUGUUCUCAUUGUUCAAUUUGCAAUAACUGCGUGGAACGAUUUGACCAUCACUGUCCCUGGGUCGGGCAAUGUAUUGGAUUGAGGAAUUACCGCUUCUUCUUCAUGUUUGUAUUCUCGACUACCCUUCUUUGCUUGUACGUCCAUGGCUUCUGCUGGAUCUACAUUAAAAGGAUCAUGGAUGGUGAGCAGACCAACAUCUGGAAAGCAAUGGCCAGGACUCCUGCCUCCAUUGUGUUGAUUGGUUAUACAUUCAUAUCAGUCUGGUUUGUUGGUGGCUUGUCUGUCUUCCAUCUGUACCUCAUUGGCACAAACCAGUCUACAUAUGAGAACUUUAGAUAUCGAUAUGAUCGGCGGGUCAAUCCUUUUGACAAAGGUGUAAUCCAUAACUUCUUAGAGAUAUUCUGCACCAGUAUUCCUCCUUCGAAGAACAGAUUCAGGGAGAGAGUGCAGAGAGAAGCUGGGAUACCAGCUCGUGAAGUGGCUGGUGGUUUUGUUAGUCCGAACUUGGAGAAAACAAUGAGCGACUUAGAAAUGGGAAGAAAGCCAGGUUGGCAUGAGACUGCAACAGGGACUGAUGAUUUUGAAGAACCACCUAGAAAUGAUAAUCAGUUAGAUAAGGAUGAAGAGCUCUUGUCUGCAUCCCCAGAGCUAAGCAACACCGCCUUGGCUGAAGGGCGUAGUAUCCUACAUCCUAGGCGCUCUAGUUGGGGAAGAAGAAGUGGAACUUUGAAUAUACCGCCUGACGUAAUUGCCAUGGCAUCUGAAAUUGGAGAGUCUAAUCGGACGACUGUCAGUGAUAGUGCUUACCGGAUUGACAACCAUCAAUAGUAGUUGGCCUGUAUGUUGUUUAAAUUAUUGUAGAACAACUGACAAAGCCAAAGGAGAUCCUGUCCCGUCCACUGGACGGGAUCAGGUUAUCCUUGAGGAGGUGUGCUGCUGUGUGUAUAAUUCUAUUUUCCUUCUACGUUUAGUUUUCUUUUGUUGAAAUGUGCUUAA